AUGCUGCUCGUUCUGGGGCUGGUGCUGUUCCUCUUGGACGCUGAAGCGCUACGCUUAGAGCUGUCGAACGUCCCACGGUACGGGAAUUCCUCACUGGAGACGAGCAAAACCGAGCCGAGUCACGGUAUCACGGUCACCCGGAUCCUCCGAGAUGGCGAACACGAGCGUGUGACCCGAUGGCGCGGAAUCUGCGCCAAGGAGACCGUCGUCAAUUGGGGAGAUACGGACGUAGCACUGAGGCAAGUCUGGCUGCAGGAGACCGGCAGAAAGUUGCAACUGAUAUACGAGGGCGGCACGCUGACCGACUGCGUCGACGAGAAGCUCCCCGUUUGGGACGAGGGCUGCUGCCCGUCGAGUGCGCACUCCGCCGAUUACGAUUACCAGACGUCCUCGAUCGUGGUGUUCGACGUGGACGGCCACGAGGACGCGUCGAGGAUACCGCAGGACCUCUCCUGGCUCUCGUCCACGUCCGAGUUACGGCAUCGUUGCGAUCGCUUCAGGACCAGGGCGAGAAACCAACUCGUCGCCCAGCAUCAUCGUAGGAAAUACGCGAAACUGUUGAACACGACAAACAUCGGCCGCAAACAGAGAAGAGGAAAGAGUCGUUCUAGAAGGGACUUGUUGAUGAUCCCGGGGACACAAUGGUGCGGACGCGGUCAUCGUGCCACGAAAUACACGAAUCUCGGCGGUUUCGGCAGCGCAGACGCUUGUUGCCGUAGACACGACACCGCCUGUCCUUUCUUCAUACCGGCUUUCGAGACGCGUUACGGCCUCUUCAAUUGGGGCAUCUCGAGCAUGAUGCAUUGCGCCUGCGACGAACGUUUCCGUACGUGUUUGAAAAUGUCCGGGACUGCGUCCGCGAACUUCAUCGGGAGAAUCUUCUUCGACGUGCUUCGCACCAAGUGCUUCGUCCUGAAGCCGCAGAAGGUGUGUACGAAAUGGUCUUGGAUGGGCAAGUGCCAACGGCACGAGUACAAGAAGAAGGCCCACGUUCGCGACAAUGUUUCUUAUUAA
This is a messenger RNA of Dufourea novaeangliae, 1014 nucleotides long. RefSeq lists its product as uncharacterized. NCBI's taxonomy places the organism in Eukaryota, Metazoa, Arthropoda, Insecta, Hymenoptera, Halictidae. The record is from RefSeq and is a predicted model, not a curated record. Gene Ontology annotation, molecular function: A2-type glycerophospholipase activity. The coding region runs from base 1 to 1014 and encodes 337 amino acids. The transcript has 4 exons. Gene Ontology annotation, biological process: arachidonate secretion; phospholipid metabolic process.